AUGGCACUCCGUGGAUGUCAGCGUCAGCUUGGCCACAAGAAGCUUCUCGUGGAUGCUGCUGGAGGACAUGGUGGCAUCGCGUGUGUUUUCCUCGCACACAAGAGAGCUGAUCGAGCGAUCGUGGUCGAUUUGUACCAGCCGACGAGCUUUGAGAAUCUACGCAGGGCAUGGGCGGAUGAUCCGGAUGGGAGUGAUGCCUCGGUGAAGUACCACAUCGCGGACGUUUCGAGUCCGGACUGGCUGUCAUCACUUCUGGACAAAGAAGCCGGGGAUUUGCGGCCAAGUGAGAUCGGCGUGGUUUCCUGCCACGCAUGCAGCUUGUUGUCAGACGAGCUGAUUCGUGCAUGUACCAGAAGCCAAGUGGAUUUCGCUCUCAUGCCAUGCUGCCACGGCGAAGAUAGUCGUAAGGGCAAGAUGAUGUUGAACACCGCGAAGAUGCUUGGCAUACCUCACGACAUGCUGAUUGACAUAUCCCGCCUUGGGAUAAUUGAAGAGAGCUCUGGUUACAAAGCUUCGAUGAGAUGCAUUGACUCCAGCAUUACACCACAAAAUCGAGUACUUCUCGGGCUGCGGGAAUCAGAAGCAGAUGCCGAAAAGCGUGAGUUGGCGCGCUCGGCAUCGCUAUACCGACUGGCCAGAAAAUAUCGACACAUCGGCAUCCCUCUUGGAAAAGGAACUGGUCGCGUGACGGUGGAAAAUGCCGUUUCCCACCGCACACGCUACCAUGCGUGUAGCGCAAAGCUUGAGGCGGAAGCUGAGACGGGCAUGGUGGUAGAUGCCAGCUCCAAAGCAUCGCAGACAUCAGAUGAUACCGAGGAGGAGAAUCCACCUGAUGAUGAGCAUGAGCACAAGCGGCCAACAGCGCCGGAAGGUGUCACCACGCAGCCGCACAGGGCAAGGCUCUCGUUGAGCUGGGCAGAGUACUUUCUGGUGCCUCCGUUCCAGUUUGGCGCCAUGUGCGGAAACGUCAAGGAGCCCUUCUGUGCUGGAGCCUGA
Molecule: messenger RNA, 996 nt
Organism: Symbiodinium sp. CCMP2592
Lineage: Eukaryota; Dinophyceae; Suessiales; Symbiodiniaceae
Source: the annotation of a GenBank genome assembly